AUGGCUUCAAAGUUACCUAAGACUACUUUAAAUUUGAAACAGUUUCUCAUGCGUCAAGAAGUUUUAAAAUUAUAUCGCGAUAUUUUCAAAACAUUAAGAAAAGUUCCAGACGAAAAAACGCGUUUGGAGCUUCGUGACUGGGCGAGGAUCGACUUCAGAAACAAUAAGCAUCAUACAGAUGAAACUGUUAUAAAAUCUAUGUUGCACUAUGGAAAAAAAUCAUUAAAAGACUUGCAAAGAACAUUGGCUCUUAGUGAAAGUUAA
Danaus chrysippus (African queen) is the source of this 264-nucleotide messenger RNA. The record is from the annotation of a GenBank genome assembly. Lineage: Eukaryota; Metazoa; Arthropoda; Insecta; Lepidoptera; Nymphalidae.